This is a messenger RNA of Mytilinidion resinicola, 462 nucleotides long. RefSeq lists its product as uncharacterized. NCBI's taxonomy places the organism in Eukaryota, Fungi, Ascomycota, Dothideomycetes, Mytilinidiales, Mytilinidiaceae. The coding region runs from base 1 to 462 and encodes 153 amino acids. The transcript has a single exon. The record is from RefSeq and is a predicted model, not a curated record.
AUGCGCCGAUGCUUACAUGCCGGAUUCCGUCAAGGCAUCAAGUCUUUGCUCGAAAUGCUUGUGACUUCUGACCUAAUCACGUACCCAACAGAAGACCUCCCAGAAAUUCGAUGGCAAAAUAAGGCAUCUCAGCCGAUAUUCGUUCACUCAUCCAACUACGAACAGGUUCUUCAUAACAGUGGCAAUGCUGCGACGGAUCAUUCGACGGCUAGCUGCGAACUUUGCAAGCUAUUCAUCAAAACUCUCCGGCCUCUGGAUGCUCCAGAAGAGGGACCAUCUGUAUCUGUUGAAGUUUCGUGGCAUGAAAGCUACCACUUUGUUGUCAGACGUGCCGAUUAUAGCGGUGGCCGUGAGAUCGUAAUAGACGAAUCAUGGGAGGACUGCGUGCCGCGAAAGAAGUCUCUAGCCCAUCCAGAUUCGUCUUCAGAUAUUCUCCGGAAGUUGCUGCAGCACCCACAAUAA